AGUUCUCAAAUACCGAAGAGAAAACUGUAAUUGUUGCAAUACAUCAGUCCUGCUUUCCUACAGGGUUAGGGAAGACAAACAAUAUAUCAUGUACUUGUGGCUUCCAGCAACGGAAAGAGGAGAUCGUGAAUGCUGAGACAAUAAUCACUUCUGCUUCGUGACGUCAUUUUUCAUUGCUGAUGUCGAGUUUCUGGAGCGAUCCAGUACUUGGCUAGAUUGAACACCGUUGUCUUUAUGUUAGAAAGGGAUAAUUGAAAAUUGAUCCACCGUGGUAGGAAUAUAGCGGUGGUUAUAGGCGACACACAGAACAAAACAGGUGAAUGUCGAGAAAUUUCAGUCUGCAGAGUCGACGAUGAAUGGAAAUCUGAAUAAUGCAUGAAUGUAAGUUACAUUCAACCAUUUCUCCAAAAUAACACACAGCAUUCAGGCCUCACUGUCACCCUAAUGCACGAAUCAUCUCCCACGCCUGAUAAUCAGUUGCAUUUAUCUGAAACAUUGGAAGCAGGUCUUGUUUUUUGUUCUGCAUUUGGUUUAUGACACUUUCAUCCUGUACUACAAGAAGCAUCCACGAAGCUUAUGAGAAAUUAACCACUGUGCUCUGUGUAUACACACUGUAGUUGUUACAAGGAUAUGCAAAGGAGGUGUUAUUGAACUAGCAGCAGAGGAUGACUUUCAUGAAUAGCGUAGAAUUCUUACAAAAAUGAGUUUUAACAGAACUUUGAAUAUCAGCCACUUUGAGAGGGAUUAUUCCGGGACGCCUUUUCUGAUUUUGAACACAAUCUAUCCUCCGAUUUUAAUCGUGACUGGAUUAAUUUGUAACAGCUUGAUUGUCUGUGUAAUGCGCACGCGAUUUUUCCAAUGUCAGAACAUUUCCGUGUACAUGACAGCACUGGCAAUAAACGAUGCUCUCAGUCUUAGUAUUUCUAUGACAACGCAUUGGCUUUAUGUGUCAUUCGAAAAUGUGUAUGACCGAGACAAAGUGACAGAUAUAUGUAAAUUCCUCCAAGUAUAUGGUUGGGGAAACUGUGAUUUCAGCAUUCUUCUUUCAACCACAAUGUCUGUAAAUCGAGCCAUAGCUGUUUAUCUCCCGUUAAAAAGCAGGGCAUCAAAGUAUUCUCACAGAAGACCAAAAUAUAUCAUUCUUUUCCUUUUACUCAUUGUUUUUGUGAAAAAUAUCCACUUUGCAUUUUCAUCGAAAAUUGUUAAAUUUGAACACAUGCGGGAUAAACUAUGUGAUGUCUUUCCAGAAUCAGAAAUAUACAAAAUAUUCUGGGAAAAAAUUUGGCCGUGGCUUCAUGUAGGAUUCUUGGUUUUAUGCUUUAUUGUCAUUGCUGCUUCCAAUGGAGUUCUGGUCCGUCAACUCUAUGCUUCGUCUCAUUUAGAAAUCCGUCGUCAUUACUGUUCCAACCGAAAAGAAAGCUUAAUUGUGUCGGAGUUACCAGAGUCCCCUUUAAAACAUAGAAAUUCUUGUUUCUGUAGUAGCGAAAAAAGCAACGGAUCUGGGGACUUCAAGCAGUGGCAAACAGUUACACCCAUGUUGAUUGGGGAAUCGAUUCUAAUCCUCUUUUUAACCUUUCCGUUCAGUAUGCAGCUUGCCAUUUCCACUGCCGAUUUUGGACAUUCUGAGAUGUUAUUCGCCAUUACCUUCUACAUGUUGUAUACUAACAAAUGUGCUACCUUUUUUGUUUACCUCAUUACGGGUUCUCGUUUCCGUCUCGGAUUGAGAAAGAUGUUUUAUCGUUGUACACAUAGUCGUGGAGCAAUACGGAGACAACAUUUCAAGGAAACCCUACAUUGGAUCAACUCUUUGUCUGAGGGAAUGAUUUAUGGACAGUAAAGUGAGACUUACUUUUUUUUCAUUUUCUUUACAUGUAUUUAUUUAUUUCACAUUAUAUAUCUAUAUUUUUUCAUCUUUCUUCUAUGCUCUCUGAUUUAAAUUUUUAUGUAUUUUAACUUCUACAAUUGUUGUUGCUUCUCGUGCUUUUUGAAAUAAA
This is a messenger RNA of Saccostrea cuccullata (small rock oyster), 1994 nucleotides long. RefSeq lists its product as uncharacterized. The coding region runs from base 701 to 1837 and encodes 378 amino acids. Gene Ontology annotation, biological process: G protein-coupled receptor signaling pathway. NCBI's taxonomy places the organism in Eukaryota, Metazoa, Mollusca, Bivalvia, Ostreida, Ostreidae. The transcript has 3 exons. The record is from RefSeq and is a predicted model, not a curated record. Gene Ontology annotation, molecular function: G protein-coupled receptor activity. Gene Ontology annotation, cellular component: plasma membrane.